Penicillium salamii is the source of this 1473-nucleotide messenger RNA. NCBI's taxonomy places the organism in Eukaryota, Fungi, Ascomycota, Eurotiomycetes, Eurotiales, Aspergillaceae. The record is from the annotation of a GenBank genome assembly.
AUGGAGAGCCUCCCAGCACUCUUUUCAUUUGCGGCGAGCCACUGGCUGGCAUGCCUCAUUGGGGUAGUCCUCAUACCCAUUGCCUAUGCGAGACUCACAAGCCCCUUGUCGCAUCUUCCAGGACCCGAAAUCUCGAAAUGGACCAGUGCGGUGUAUACAUACUAUUAUUUGAAGGGAAAGAUCCCCAACUAUGUCCAUGCACUCCAUGGAAAAUAUGGUCCCAUUGUACGCAUCACUCCAGACCAUGUCGAUAUCUGCGACACGGAUGCCGUGAAGGAGAUCCAUAAGACCAACAGUCGCUUCCUCAAGACCGACUUCUACCGCAAGCUUGUGGCAGGGGCGGCGCACAACGUCUUUAGCACGGUGGAUCCAAAGUUUCAUGCGGAUCAUCGGCGUCUGCUGGCAUCCCCGAUCUCAGACUCGUCAAUCAGUCGUCUUGAACCUGUGAUAGCCGAUCGAAUUCGUCUGACGAUCAGAAGAAUGGUCGAGGAGAUGGACUCUCGGGGAGUGGCAGAUGUAUUCAAGUGGUGGCUCUUCAUGGCCACCGAUAUCAUCGGGCAGCUCAGUUUUGGAGAGUCGUUUGGAAUGCUCGAAUCGGGAAAGAAAAACCAAUAUAGUCUCGACAUGGAGAACCUGUCAUCCGUUGGAGCCAUCCGAGUGACAUUCCCUUUCCUGGUCAAGCUUGGAAGCUAUCUCCCACUGCCAAUUUUCAAAAAAUCGGCGGCGUCCGGCAAGCGACUGGGAAUGUAUGCAGCGAAGUAUGUUCGACAGUAUCAGGAUUCACUGACUCAGAACCCGUCGGGUGCGAAACCCACGCUCUUCACCAAGCUGUUCGACACAGAGAAGAGUGGAAUGUUGUUCGACGACAUCCGGCAAGAGGCACAGGCCUACAUUGUUGCAGGAAGUGAUACCACCGCCGUCACCUUGACAUAUCUUAUUUACGAAGUUUGCCGGAACCGGCAUGUGCAAGAGAAGCUUGUAGCUGAAGUGGCCAGUGUGCCGGAGCCAGUCAGCGAUAAGAGCCUUCGCGAUCUGCCCUAUUUGAGCCAGGUGAUCAGCGAGACGUUGCGGUUGUACUCCGCUGUCCCCACCGGACUGCCCCGACUCGUCCCAGAAGGAGGCGCCACCUUCAAUGGGUUCUUCGUGCCUGGCGGCAUCACGGCCGCGACCCAGUCGUACAGUCUUCAUCGGGACCCCAACAUCUUCCCGGACCCUGAAAGCUUCUACCCCGAGAGGUGGGAAUCUCCUACCCGGGAGAUGAAAGAUGCAUCACUGCCCUUUGGUGGUGGCUCUCGAAUUUGUCUGGGCAUUCAUCUUGCUCGCAUGGAGCUGCGUCUCGCCACUGCUCUCUUCUACCGAACGAUGCCUGAUGCUCGAUUGUCGACGAAAGAGGGUAUGUCUACGAGUGACAUGGAGAUGUCGGCCACGUUCCUCAUGGCUCCCCAGGGUCACCGCUGUCUGAUUGAGGUGUGA